AUGUCAGAACAAGCACCAGAAGAUGAGAAGAACAAUGGGGUGCAAGGUGGCCCAAAGCCGUGGUGGUCGCCUUUGAGAUAUAUUCCAACGAAGCAGGACCUCCGGAAAACCUUCGUUUAUCUCCAUUUGCUCUUUUCGUCGGAUCCGACUCCUCUGGAUAUUUUCCUGGUAAUCGGCGGAUUGAUCUUUGCUAUCGCAGCCGGUAUUCCUUUCCCUUUGCUGGGUAUCCUGUUCGGACAGCUGGUCAAUGACAUGAACUCGGCCACAUGCGAUGCAACGACAGCCAACAAGUCUGCCUUGACUGACAGCGUACGCACGAAGGUGUUGUAUGUGAUCUACAUCACCAUCGCAAAUUUCGGCUUCAUUUACCUCCACACGGGAUGCUGGAGCUUGGUUGGAGAACGCCUGGUGAGGCGUCUGCGGAAGCGAUACUUCGACAGUGUGCUAAAGCAAGAGGCGGCCUUUAUCGAUUCUCUGCCCCCAGGAGAUGUCGUCUCGCGCCUUGUCGCGGACAUCGAGGUAGUCCAAUCAGGUACUUCUGAGAAAGUUGGUAUCUAUAUAUCAACCCUCUCUUACUUCACAGCCUCGUAUGUCGUUGCAUUCAUCAAGGUUGCAGCUAUUGCCGGUAUGCUCGUGUCAGUCGUGCCCUGCUAUUUCCUGAUGGCAUUCCUGGGUGGCCAUUACAUGAAGAAAUAUGCCGGACGAAUGGCAGAGCAUGUCAAUGCAGCUACUUCGAUUGCAUCGUCCAGUCUGUCGCAUCUGCCACUGGUGCACGCCUUCAAUGCCAAUGAGCGUCUCGAGGCCCUGUUCGCUGCGCACCUUAGCAAGUCUCGCAAGGACGCAGUCAAGAAGGCCCUUACGCAUGCACUGCAGUUAGGCUUGCUCUAUUUCAUCGCAUAUUCGUCCAAUGCUCUCGCUUUCUGGCAGGGCAGUAGGAUGAUUUCGGAUGCUGUAGCCAAGAACGAGUCGGGAACAACAGUUGGAGCCGUCUAUACCGUUAUAUUCGUUCUUCUCGAUGCCUCCUUCAUUCUCAGUCAGGUAGCGCCCUUCGUGCAUAUUUUUGCUGCUGCUGCAGAUGCGUCGAAACGACUGUUUGAGACCAUUGACCGGCAAUCGGCAAUUGAUGGUACCUCCUCUGAGGGUGAUAAAACCGCAUCCUUUGCGACGGAGGAUAUCGAAUUCAGAGACGUCCGAUUCUCCUAUCCUUCUCGUCCGGAGAUCACUGUGUUACAGGGCGUCAAUUUCAAGAUCCCUCCGAACAAGCAUACCGCUAUCGUGGGAGCAUCCGGAGGUGGAAAAUCGACAGUUGUGUCUCUUCUAGAGCGAUUCUAUGACCCUACAGAUGGAGAGAUCGUGAUCGGCGGCCGCAACUACAAGGAAUUGAACGUCAAAUAUCUACGAGGGAACAUUGGUCUCGUCCAGCAGGAACCUUCACUGCUCGAUAGAUCUAUCCUGGAGAAUAUUGCACACGGUCUUGUCAGCUCUGCCGCAGAACAGCACCAACACCUGGCUCCUUUCCUCCUCGAUUCCACUCUUCCGGACCUGGCAAAGAAGAUCCGGGAUGGUUCCUCAGAAGGAGAAGCCCUUUCCUCCUUCGAUCCCGCGGUCUCUGAAAUUGUCAAUCUUGCGAGAGAAGCCGCCCGCACAGCAAACGCGCUGACUUUCAUUGAGGCUCUUCCACAUGGAUUUGCCACAAAUGUCGGUGCAGCAGGAAACCAGAUGAGUGGUGGACAGAAGCAACGAAUCGCCCUUGCCCGUGCGCUUGUCCGCGAACCGCGUCUUCUUCUCUUGGAUGAAGCUACGGCUGCAUUGGACUCGACCAGUGAGCAACUGAUCCAGUCUGCCCUGGCAAAAGUAUCGGAUAGAGUCACGAUAGUGUCAAUUGCUCAUCGUCUGGCUACCGCAAAGGAUGCUCAUAAUAUCAUUGUCAUGCAAAAGGGCCAAGUUGUCGAACAGGGAACACAUCAGGAGCUUGUCGCUCAAGAUGGCGUCUAUGCGGGCAUGGUGCGACUGCAAAACCUUGGAAAACUCACCGUUGCAGAUACUGUGCCAGCUGUAGAUUCGGUCACUCGAUCAGAACCUAGCGAGGAGCACAUCAAAGCGGCAUCACUGGACAAGGAGGCCUUGGUGCUCCAGUCCGGUUCUGGUUCUGAUACCUCAGCAGACGAGAAGGCUGUUGUCACAGAAAGCUCGCCACCGGCCUCAAGAGGAAAAGAAGAGAAAAAGCCCAAAGAAAAGCGCUCUCUGUGGUUUACAAUGAAGACCAUCUUCCCCCUCAUCCGUCCUAACUUGCUCUAUAUCUUCGUGGGACUCGGUACAUCUUGUGUGGUUGGAGGUAGUUAUUCCGGUGAAGCUAUAAUUUUCGGUCACACCGUUGGCAGUCUUAGCCCCUGCAAAGGAGCUCCCAGCAUUCGGCAUAGCGGAAACCUCUAUGGAGGUCUAUUCUUUAUGAUGGCCAUGGUGGAAUUCAUUGCCAUUAUUAUUAACGGUACUGCAUUUGGCUGGGCGGCCGAAAAAAUUCUGUACCGUGUCCGCGUCCUGUCACUACGAUCUCUGCUGCGGCAAACACUCCACUGGCACAGUUCAGAUGGCCGCAAGCCCGGUACCCUGAUCUCGUAUAUCACAAGCGAUGCAGCUGCUCUUAGUGGGUUGACGGGAACGACUAUUGGUCUUUUGUUCUCCACAUCCGUCAACCUGGUUGCCGGAAUUGUCAUCUCGCACGUUAUUGCAUGGAAGAUUUCGGUUGUCCUGUUGGCAACUAUCCCCGUUCUUCUAUCUGCUGGUAUUAUGAGACUGAGGGUCCAAGCGCAGUUUGCGGAGCGGCAUCAGAAGGCGUUUGCCGAUGCCACCGCGAUAACUGUUGAGGCGGUCGACAAUAUCAAGAUAAUUGCUGCGUUCUCCUUAGAGAAUGAGGUGUAUCAGGUAUACAGUCGAUCACUGCAGGGUCCCUACAGAGCAACAAUGAAGGCUAUUGCGUGGAGCAAUGUGUGGCUUUCGCUCGCUUUCAGUAUCAGUAACCUCGUUUAUGCUCUCGCCUACUGGUGGGGAUCUCGACAGAUCACUGAGGGAAAGUAUUCGCAGACUCAAUUCUUCAUUGUGCUGCCGGCUUUGCUCUUCAGUACGCAGUCCUGCGGGCAGAUGUUCGCACUGGCGCCAGACGUCUCGAAGGCACGAGUGGCAACCAGCAAUAUCGUUGGUCUCCUUACUUCACACUCAGCGGAAGAUGAGCUUGGUAUAAAGCCCCAGGGGGGCGUGGAUGUGGUGGACGAGAAGGUGAAAGACGUUGAAGCGCGUCCCCAGGGGUACCUUAGUGAGUCCCCCGGUUUGCCUCCAAUGAAUGGCAUCGGUGUAAGACUCCAAAACAUCCAUUUCACAUAUGCCUCUCGACCGGACCAGAAGGUCCUCGAUGGCCUGACUCUGGAGGUUCCUGCUGGAAAAUUCUGCGCUCUGGUCGGUCCUAGUGGUUCUGGAAAAUCGACAACUUUCGCUAUGAUCGAACGCUUCUACCGUCCAUCUUCGGGUGCAGUCAUCAUCGACGGGGUCGACAUCACCAAGCAGACGGGCACUUCUUUCAGAGAUGACAUCGCCCUUGUACCACAGGAGAACGUCAUGUUCGAAGGAACCGUUGCUUUCAACAUCGGUCUGGGAGCUCGUCCCGACCACGAGGCCACUCAGGAAGAGAUCGAAGAAGCCUGCCGUCUAUCCAAUAUCCACGAUGUCAUCAUGUCCCUUCCCAAUGGGUAUCAGACUGUGUGCAGUCAAGACGGAAAGCAAUUCUCCGGUGGUCAAAGACAGCGACUGUCAAUCGCUCGAGCUCUUGUUCGAAAGCCCAGACUCCUUCUUCUCGAUGAGUCCACCAGUGCCCUAGACGUCGAGUCUGAGAAGCGCAUUCAAGAAGCAUUGGCCAUGAUUGCGCAGCACACCACCAUUGUCGCCAUCGCUCACCGUCUCAACACCAUCCAUCGCGCGGAUCGGAUCUUCCUCAUCGAAGGAGGUCGCUGCGUGGAGCAGGGCACACACACCGAGCUGAUCGAGCGCAGCGAGACUUACAGGACGAGCGUGAUCCACCAGUCUCUGGAGACAUGACGAGACUGCAUCAAACAAUGAAGAAUGGAAGGGGGGACCUCGUGGAGGUGAACGUUUCUUUCCCGUUCGUACUGUUGAUAUCCAACCAUAUCUUGACUUUAAUCAUGGGGUUAAUCGGCGUGAUGGGCGUUUUGCACAACAAUAAUGUUCAGUCCUACCUAGUAUACAUAUAUACAAUGCAUCGAGGACGAUCAUAGACAUAUAGUAUCCAUAGUUAGAUAGAAUCGCAUCUUACAGAUGAUUCCAGGAACGCAUAGGACAUUUCAAUCAUAAUCUACGUGAAAUUCGAUAGUUGGUAC
This is a messenger RNA of Paecilomyces variotii, 4385 nucleotides long. RefSeq names its product multidrug resistance protein 1, 2, 3. Lineage: Eukaryota; Fungi; Ascomycota; Eurotiomycetes; Eurotiales; Thermoascaceae. The record is from RefSeq and is a predicted model, not a curated record. The transcript has 2 exons. Gene Ontology annotation, cellular component: membrane. Gene Ontology annotation, biological process: transmembrane transport. Gene Ontology annotation, molecular function: ATP binding; ATP hydrolysis activity; ABC-type transporter activity. Bases 1 to 4086 code for a protein of 1361 amino acids.